GUUACUUAAGCCCAGCGUACAGAAACUUCAAUCUGAAUCCCGUUCUAGAUUGACUCGUAAGAAGUUUGUUCGUUUGGCUCGAGUUAUGCGGAUUUUUCCGAUCGUCAGUUGGGGUUUUGGAAGGAAAGAAAAGUGAUUGCUUUAUGUCCUCCACGUUGGCAAAACCAGAUCAGAUGGAUUAUGUGCAUCAUCGAAACGUGGAAGUAUGUACGUAUAAUGGAAUUGGAAUAACGGUGACACUUGUGCAAACAGUUGGGUGCCUCUGUUAGAUAUGACUAACUUCGACGGCAACAGUUACACCCAGUCUGCGCUAGAGCUCCAUCAUGAAGAGAUUAUUCGUCCUCAUUUCGCUGGGAGUGCAUUUAAAGUUCACGUACGGCGACGAGCCGAUGCGAGGUGAACUUAUUCAAAUACAGCAGAGUUUCCCGCUGGAUCAGCUAAGGAUACUACUUGCCGAAUACUUGGUGCAUGACCCCCAGUUUCGGCGAUCGAUCCAGUACAUGCGGAGUGUCGAGUUCGCCGAAGUGUGGAAUAGGUUCCUGAACAACGAUAAAGUUCAGGAAUGGUUGCAGUAUAUCGAAGAUGCAGGCCUGCCGGUGAACAAAGUGAUAGCAAUGUUCUCCGAUUUAACGGGAUCGAAGAAACCUGCAAGAUUUAGGAGAUUUAUCCAGAUACGGAAGGGUGGUUUAAGUGCGUUUGUCGACGAUGCGUUGAAAAUCGUUUCCUCCAGUAAUUUGGUGGACUUGCACGAAGCGAAGAAACAAUCGAAUCCACAGUACAAAGAGUUGAUGGACAAGUUGACUGCGCCAGAAUUCGGCCAAAUGAUGAAGGAAAUUGUCGAGGAUCCCGAAGUGAUAGCUAUUCAGAAGCAGGUUAAGAAGCACGGUAUUGAUAUUGAGAAACUGCUAGAUUUGUUUAAAACAUUUUUUGGCUGGAAACAGAUAUUUUGAAUUAAAUGUACGAUUGAUAGAAAAAUG
Molecule: messenger RNA, 977 nt
Organism: Armigeres subalbatus
Lineage: Eukaryota; Metazoa; Arthropoda; Insecta; Diptera; Culicidae
Product: protein G12-like
Exons: 4
Coding region: 324-950 (208 amino acids)
Source: RefSeq, a predicted model, not a curated record